GACUGGACUCCAGUCACUGCUCCUGGAGCGUACCAGUGUGUUCCACCUUGUUCCACCCUCCAACUAUGUCCAGCUGACAGGUGUGCCAGUGUAUGAACUGUGGCCGUUUGACACUGGGAAGGCUCUGACAGUGAAGCCAGUCGGUCAGAAGAAGAGGAGAGAAGCUGGUAAACAUCACCACAUUCAGAAGAAGACAAAAUCAGGAAAUCAAAAGAACCGUCAUCCCACAACCACACCUGGGACAAAGACCCCCCACACCUGGGACAAAAACACCCACACCUGGGGCAAUGACACCCACACCUGGUACAAAGACACCCACACCUGGGACAAAGAUACCCACACCUGGGAUAAAGACACAAACUGGGUUGAAGAGAAAGAGAGAAGAGGAAAAUGAAGGAAGUAAUGGUGGAGAGAAGGUGCAACGGACGAGUGAAAGUGAGGCUGGAUCGAAGACGUUCAAACCCUUUGAUUUCCACUUGCCAGUCCCUCGCCAUGUGAUGAUGUACAGUAAAGAUCUACGAGAACACCUGCCCAAGUCUUUCUGCCUGAGUGGCCUGGAGCCGUCUGUGGAGGGGGGCACCUGCCUCAGUGACCAGAUCCUCCAUCACACCUGUGUUGUCCUGGAGAGGACGGAGGACACAGCUGACACACACACAACACACAUUGGUCCUCUGUGUCAGCAGAUCAUACAGAACCACAGGAAGUGUCGAUACAGAUCGCUGCUCAACCACUACUGCAGAACUAAGGCACAAAUGGUUAAAAGGUCAAGGUCAUCUGACAGAGUGCCAAUCUUGUCUGCUCCUAUUUUCAAGAGAGGCAUGAAUCCAGGUGCUCCAAACCCUGAUGUCCAACCCCAGAAGAGGACAAGCUCCAGUAGACUGACGACAGGCCAACUGCUGGACGACUUCACGCCACAGAGACAGGUGUUCCUUUACCUGCGUGCCCUGUGUCUACAAGUCUUCCCACUGGACAUGUUCGGGGGUGACCAUAACCGAAAGGUCUUCUUCAAGCAUCUCCAUGAUGUUGUGACGCUGGGUCGACAUGAGAAGUACUGCCUCGGUCAGACAAUGAUGCAUGUCAAGGUGAAGUCCUACAAGUGUCUCCAACCUGAGCCCGGCGGACAUCCCUGCCGAGUGCGUCGAGUGGCCCAGAUACUGUGGUGGCUUCUCAACUCCUUCAUCUGUCCGGUCAUCAAGUCAUUCUUCUAUGUGACAAACACGAACAUCUACAGGAAUCGUGUUGUGUACUACAGGAAGAGUGUGUGGAUUCGGCUCCACACCAGGACACUUACAGCUCUGAAGCAGAAGAAGAUGAUGUCCCCCAUUACUCAGACAAAGGUGGAGCACCUGCUUGACAGUGGCCAGGCCCUGGGAAUCUCCUACCUGCGUUUCCUGCCAAAGCUGACGUCACUGAGACCUGUUGUUAACAUGGGGAGAAAACCAGAACCCUGGACCAAGAAGAAGCUGUCAAUCAACUCCCAGCUGCGAACCUGCUUGAGUAUUCUUCAGUAUCAUGUGCAUCAAAGACCAGAACUGCUGAAGAGCUCCAAGUUUGGUUUCCAAGACAUCUAUGAGGCAUUCAGGGAGUUUGCUGUAAAGAGACAAGCACGGCAGGAUACUCGGCAGCUGUAUUUUGUGAAGACAGACAUCAAUAAAUGCUAUGACUCAAUCAUGCAACAGAAACUCUACACCAUAGUCAAGGACAUCUUAGAGUCUGAAGAGGAAUAUAUUACUCGAAGAUGGGCCAGUGUUUACCUGGCUGGGGAACGACUCAAGCGUACAUACCACCGGGAGACCUUCACCCUGGGGGAAUAUGAACCAGACUUUAUCCGGUACAUGCGGAGCCGCUCUGUGCAGCUGAAUGACUGUCUCCUUGUGGACCAGGUGAUGCAUCCACACCUCACAGCCGACCACCUGGUGUCUGUGUUGAAGAGCCAUCUCUUUAACAAUUUAGUCAAGAUCGGAAGGGGUACUUCCAACAGACCAUAGGGAUCGGGCAGGGGUCUGUCCUGUCCACCAUGUUGUGUAGCUUGUAUACUGCCCAUCUGGAGCAGUUCACGCUCAGCAACACCCAGAAGGACGAGCUGUUGAUGCGACUUGUUGAUGAUAAUCU
Messenger RNA from Haliotis rubra (blacklip abalone), 2112 nucleotides. Its product is annotated as telomerase reverse transcriptase-like. The coding region runs from base 288 to 1988 and encodes 566 amino acids. Gene Ontology annotation, cellular component: telomerase catalytic core complex. Lineage: Eukaryota; Metazoa; Mollusca; Gastropoda; Lepetellida; Haliotidae. Gene Ontology annotation, molecular function: telomerase RNA binding; telomeric repeat DNA binding. The record is from RefSeq and is a predicted model, not a curated record. The transcript is spliced from 19 exons. Gene Ontology annotation, biological process: telomere maintenance via telomerase.